CCGUUACCUCAAUUCCCGUUAAACUCUUCGAAAACCUCAUUCAAAUGCAACUUUUCUCGUGUCAGUCGUAGCUUCGAUUUCGUCGCGUAAGCAUCAUUUAAUAUUAAUAAGCAUAAUUGUUCGAUAUUUUAAUUUGUUAACAAAAACUCGUAUCAAUAUCGUUGCAACUAUAUCUUGUCGCAGAGAAAAGUACGAAAAUAUGGCCCUUGAACCACCGGAGUGUGAAUAUUUGAAUGAAGAAGAUACCAAAAAAAUGAUGAAAUUAUUUACGGGUGAAAGAUCAGGUUUCGUUCUCGUGGGUCCCAAAAAAUGGUUCUUGCCUCUUAGAUAUACGACAGAGGGUAAAGAAUAUUAUAAUUUUAAGGCAAGGCCAGAUGAUACGUGGGUGAUAACUUAUCCUCGAUCAGGAACGACUUGGACUCAAGAAUUAGUUUGGUUGCUAUCAAAUGACUUAGAUUUUAACACAGCAAGGACAGAACUCUUAUCAAAAAGAUUUCCAUUUCUGGAAUUUAGUAUGUUCAAUCAUCCAGAAGUAAUAGAUGAAACGAUAAAAAUGAAUGAGGGUGAUAAAGCUAAGGUAGAACUCUGUAAAACGCUUUCUGAGCCAGGAUACGAAGUCUUGGCAAAAAUGCCUUCCAAGAGGUUCAUAAAAUCACAUUUUCCAUUUUCUUUGUUACCUAAUGUUUUGAAGAGCGGUUGCAAGAUAGUGUAUAUCGCAAGAAAUCCAAAAAAUGUGGCAAUUUCUUGGUAUCACCUUAAUGUGUCAAUUAAAACACUUGGAUUCGUAGGUGAUUUUCCAACAUUUUGGGAUUACUUUCAAAAUAACCUCACAAACUGGAGUCCGUAUUGGGAACAUUUGAAAGAAGCAUGGACAAACAGAAAUAAUCCGAAUGUUUUAUUCAUGUUUUAUGAAGAAAUGCAUCAUGAUUUCCUAAAAGCAAUUAAAAAGGUUGCUAAAUUUCUUGGAAAAACAUAUACUGAAGAACAAAUCAAAGAAUUAGCAGAGUAUUUAAAUAUAAAAAAUUUUCGUAAUAAUCCAAUGGUAAAUUUAUCAGAAUUAAAAGACUGUGGUGUGAUAAAAGCAGGAAUAUUUGUUAGAAAGGGUGGAAGUGGUGGAUGGAACGAUAUGUUCACAGAAGAGCUCAACGCCAAAGCUAAUAAAUGGAUCGAAGAAAAUUUAAAGGAUACAGAUCUCACUUUUCCGUAUUUUAAUAUUAAUGGUAACUAUAAAUAAUAUGUUAUA
This is a messenger RNA of Frieseomelitta varia, 1243 nucleotides long. RefSeq names its product sulfotransferase 4A1-like. Gene Ontology annotation, molecular function: sulfotransferase activity. Gene Ontology annotation, cellular component: cytoplasm. Gene Ontology annotation, biological process: sulfation. The record is from RefSeq and is a predicted model, not a curated record. Lineage: Eukaryota; Metazoa; Arthropoda; Insecta; Hymenoptera; Apidae. The coding region runs from base 200 to 1234 and encodes 344 amino acids. The transcript is spliced from 7 exons.